Messenger RNA from Varroa destructor (honeybee mite), 4154 nucleotides. RefSeq lists its product as uncharacterized. Gene Ontology annotation, molecular function: DNA-binding transcription factor activity, RNA polymerase II-specific; sequence-specific DNA binding. The record is from RefSeq and is a predicted model, not a curated record. Gene Ontology annotation, cellular component: nucleus. NCBI's taxonomy places the organism in Eukaryota, Metazoa, Arthropoda, Arachnida, Mesostigmata, Varroidae. Gene Ontology annotation, biological process: regulation of transcription by RNA polymerase II.
CUCGUCAGUCGUGGACGAGUCCGCCGUGGGCGACCCACAAGAGGUGGUCGCUGCAAGGGGCCAUGAAGAGGACGUCGAUCAAGACUUUAUUUUAUUUCAAUGCCGAUCGCUCGUGGGCAAUCGCUCGCUCGUUCUGGCGCUCGUUUCUCGUCCAUAAGGUGGAGAUCAUCAUGAUGCUGGGCGCAAUGGGAUCAUUCAUCAGGAAUCAGUCAUCGUUGGCAACAGACCGAUUAAGGGACUGAGUGGCUGGCUAGUCGAGCGCUUAGCAACGGUCGCCGAACGCAUGAUGCCAGCCGUGCUCCAUUCGUGUGCUGUACUGAUCUAAAUGUUAUACAGGCGGUGCAGUUAAUAGCAUGUGCACACACGCACUUGCACUCUUAGAAGUUGUACCAGAGAUGGUAGCUUUCAAUGCCGAGGAAGUGGCCGAAGUUGAAGGAUUUGAAGAAUGGACAGGUCAGCAGCAGGAGGACGAAACAGCUGGAGCUGUCGUUUCGCAUGACGAUCAUCAGCAGCACCAACAACAUCAUCACAUCAUUGAAGGGGCUGUUAUGUUGUCGACAGGAAGUCAAGUGGUGUUAGUGGACGCUGAGACGGUUGAUGGCCGAGUUUUGACACGGUCAGUUCCCUCAACUGGCGACCCUUCGGCCCAACCUACUACGGCUCACACGUUCUGCUGCACUCUGUGUAAUACGGUGUUUCCAUCAAAGGCAGGCCUUGUGGCGCAUCAGCGCCGAGAGCAUCCGAACGCCGUGGUCACUUCUUCAACUUCACCUGUCGCAUCACCUUCGGCGACCAUGGCAUCUGGGGCGGGAGCGGCAACUAGCUCUGGGAGUGCAUCCACGGAAGCAGCGCGUCGUUCACAUAUCUGUUCCAUGUGCAACAAAGGUUUUACGACAUCUUCAAAUCUUCACCAGCAUAGACGGCUCCAUUUUAAUGAACGGCCGUUCCAGUGUAACCAAUGCAAUAAGGGUUUUGCUACAUCCACUAAUCUCAAGCAACACUAUCGUACACACACCGGUGAUCGACCGUAUCCAUGUAUGUAUUGUCCGAAGCGGUUUGCAACGAACUCAAAUCUUCGACAACACAUCCGGACACAUACCGCGGAAAUAAUUGCAGAAUCGGCAAUAAAUGCCCAGGUUCGAAAUCAGCCCGAUGGCACAGAAACAUGGGAAGUGGAUGGCGCAUCGGCGGUUAGCCUUUCACUGAUACCUGCCAUUUGCUUGCAGCAAUACGUUUGCAAUAUAUGUAAUAAGGUCUACUCAAACUCGUCAAAUCUUGCGCAGCACAAACGCACCAUUCACCCAAAAGACUACGUACGUCGCUAUUUAUGUACGUUUUGCAACAAAACGUUCUCACUAAUUACCAAUCUUCGAAGACAUCAGAAAAGGACCUGUCCAAACGUCAAGCACGAGCCAGGCACCGAGCCACCCGAGUCGUGGCCAUGUGAGGAGUGUGGGAAAGUCUGCUCGACGAAAGGGAAUUUGAAGAGUCACAAGGUCACCCAUCUUGGAAUUAAGCUCUUCGAGUGUUUCAUCUGUGAAAAAAGAUUUACCACUAACUCUAACCUUAAACAACAUCUCAUUGUUCAUGAUGGAAAAUAUAACGGCCAUCAAACUAAACGUAAACGUGGCGCUACGUCUGCGACUAUGGCGAACCCUCCCGGGGAGCCGCGACUACAGCGCCGUACAGAGUCGACUGUUUCAUCGAAUCCGUCAUUUACACCUGCGAAUUCUGUUUCUGGGUCUACGAUGACGACAGUUACACACAAUAGCGAAACCAAUACAGCGAUCAGGCACUUACAAGAGGUAGAGGCGGAAUCCUUCGUCGCUGGAGUCACAACUGAGGACCACAUUGUCGUCAUUACUGAGCAGGAUCCGGAUCACAACGAAACGGAUUCGGCUUCAGCACUUAAUAAUGUCGUUGCUUCAACCACGGAUGUGGAUAGAAUAAAUCCUAUUGGAUUAGUAACAGAACAACAGUUUCAAGAACAGCAGCAGAAGCAGGUUUAUAUCACCCCACCACUGGCUAACGGUUCUGUUGCCGCUACCGUUUCUGCACGAAAUGCAACAGCUGUUUCAGGGGCUGAUAGGGGCAUUGCCAUUUCAACAGCUGUAACGUAUGCACCGACGGUGACGCGGCUCACAAAGCGGCCAGUCAUUAUUAAGCUCGACGUCGAUCGAGGUACGAAGCCAGUGUCCGUUAUCCCUGCUACCACUGCUACUAUAACUAACACUAGCUUAAUUCAACAAGGCGAUGACGAAGAUGAUGACGACCAUAGUGCUGAGGGGCUGACUCGAGCUCCUUCAAUACGUCAACCUGUGCUCCUGCUUCCGCCCCCACCAAAGGGAUCACCCGUUACCGCUGGCGCCCCCCACUGCCGGUCCCAUUGGCGCCAAUAGCUUUAAAGACGGAUAUAGGGCGUCAAUUGUAAUAUAACCUUAUUCAGAGUGCUCUGCUUUGCUCCUUUUAGAAAUAUUUUGAAAUGUUCUUUGUACAUACCUCAGAAUUCGCAGAGGCAUUACUCUAUGACGCUCGAGAAGAGCAGCGUCGAACCGAUUUCUAUCGCGUUGGUGUCUAUUGCUAUCUAUACGUUGGAGUCCAUCGUGUCAGUGGCACAAUGUCUACUUAUAGAUGCGAUCGUUUUAGACUGUGCUUUCGCAAAUUGCCGUUGAUUACCUAAAUUAAAUUUGACUCAGCUUUGCUCAUCCGGCAGAGCAGUAGGUGGAUGGCAGUACUACGCAGAUUAGAUAGAUUCUGGGAAGAUUAGAUUUAAGUGGAGAUAGUUCAUUAAUUGUUGCAUUGCAUAGGAUUCUAUCCAAUCAACUGUGGCCAUUUCGGUUCCAUUCUGUAACGCUUUGUUGACAUACAGUUCGCAGCAAUUCAUGCUAGAGAUACAGUGCGGCAGCUUUUCCAGGCGUUAUUCGGUGAAACAACAUUGCGCAUUGAUUCAGACCUCAUGAAGGGAAUAAAACAAGUUGUACUUUGGCUAUUUCAACAUAAAAGCAUUCUGAACAUGUUCGCAUUUCACAUGAUUUAGAUCGCCGUUGGGGUAAUUGCGUUUAGGAAGGAAAGAAACUAUGGCUGUACAACUGUAUUGUUUAAUGUCUAUUCAAUUUUCAGUAUUUCUUCAAUUGUGAGGGGGAGCUUGUAAUUAAUUGUAAAAUGAAGAGCGUCAUUUUUUAAAGCAACCACAAUGUCGCUAAUGAUAGAGUGAUGCCUCUGUCUUGACUGGUUUGCAAAUGCCGUUAAUCAAUACAUUCGGAAUGAAUGGUCCGAUCUUAUACUGAGUAUCUAUAGAUUGUCACAUGGUUUCUAUCAGGCAACGGAGUUGUUGGAGUGCUGUGUUGUGUAAUAUAUCUUAUGUGAGACGAACAAAUUAUUACACUACUAUAUAAUCUAAUAAUCAACAUCUAAUCCAUGUAAUGAGGUUAACUUGUUCAUGUGACGACCUAGCGUUUAUUAUAAUUUUACUUCCAUCCACUUCUAUUGGCCACUGCUUAAAACAAAAUGUUGUCACUGGAUUUUCAUUGAUGAAAACAGACCAGUCCUUACUAACCAUCAGGCCCUGCACAACUUUUGAGGUAAAGCAAGAUUUUUUAUUAAAAAUAAGGCAGGUAUUUCGCUUCGGAUAAAUUACGCUUUCUCUCCACGGGCUCAUCCAAAAUCGUCAUUACACUACUGUAUAUAGUGCUCAGAAACGGGUCAAGUAUAACUGACGAAAUAUGUACAUCUUACUGUACAACAGUGUCUUUCCAAAUAUACGCCGUUGAUUUAUUGGAAGUCCAUUGAGAAUUUUAGUAGGGGAACCAAUCUAGGUUAUAUUUAUACUAAACAUACUGGGAACAAGGAGUAUUUAACUUCAAAAAUUGCAUAGCACUUAUACAAGAUGGAUGUUAAGAGUAGUGAAAAAGUGUGAAAUGAUCGGUUGCUUAUAAUAAUCUAUUGUUAGUAUUCGAAGCUUGAAAGUGGACACGUCACCCUGUUAUGAGCCGGCUUCUGUGAGUAAUGCCAAAUGCUGCAUGACAGCUUAUGAAACUGAUAGAAACGACCGCGAACCCAGGUCAGUCUCGAAAACAGAACAUGCUACCAAAACAGGUUUUAGCUGUUAAUUGAUAUAGCAAUGUAAAAACGAAUUUUAAGUUUGAGGAAUACUU